Molecule: messenger RNA, 1441 nt
Organism: Symbiodinium necroappetens
Lineage: Eukaryota; Dinophyceae; Suessiales; Symbiodiniaceae
Source: the annotation of a GenBank genome assembly
AUGUUCUUGGAACUCAUCGAGGGAUGCGGUCGUCAUAUUCGUGCUCACGACGGGCAGUGUUUCUUCUACACUUCUCACGGACACUGGGCGGCUUACAAUGGCGUGAUACCGCAGGGGACUUUGGCCCGCUGCAAGAGCUACCUGAUGUAUCUGGAAGGGUUGUAUUCCAAGUUUGGUCCGAAUACUCCCCGGAAUGAAGACGGCAUUCUUGCAGCUGCCCAGGCGAUCCUCUCCGAGCACAACGGUUCCUGCGCAAUGUUAUUGAGCGAGUGUGCGCGAGCCGCCAUCUGUCGCGUGCCUCCUGCGAAUGCGAAGUCGAAGCAAGCCGGUCAAGAAAAGGAGGAAGAUGAGGAACACGGCAAAGGCGGCUAUACAUCGUGGACCACGGCAAUGGCCAACACUAUUGGCAAGCUCUACGUCAAAUUGCAGACAUCGUUGCUCAAUGACACCGUGAUCAAGUACUACGUGGCGUGGUGUUCGAAGGAUGUUCAGCGACAAGGCGGCUUCUGCACGUUGGAUGGAUGCUUCGUGUUCGAACAGGAUGGAGGGCUCAUCACUGUGGCCAGAAAUCCGGAAGCCAAUGUCUACAUCUUCAUUCCCCACCGGAUGCUGGAUCCGAUACCGGAGGAGGUGAAACAUAGAGUCAAGGUGUUCUGGAAUACAACAUACUGGGGAAAUGGUCCUGCCUUCGAAGUCUGCAUGGCCUCCUGGACUCUCGCUCUCAGAGGAGAAAAUGUGGACAGAGCAUUCUGGGGUAUCGGAUCCGGAGGUGUAGGAUGGAAGCGUUUCGAAUUGAACACUUAUCCGUUCAGUGGAGUCACUGAAGAAACACUGGACUCCAUGCUACGCCGAACCGUUGCUUGCCGAUACAAGGCCUGUUUUGUGGAUCCUCAGCGAAUUGCGGGCAAGGAGGCGGAAGCUGCAGCCAGUGGAGUAUUUCCACGUGAUCCGACGUUAAAGGAUUUCCUGCGAGACAAACCAGCCUGCUUGGUGACUCUUCGCUUCCUGUGGAACUACGCCCGAGGACAUACAGCUGAUCAGUGUCGCACUGUUCUGGAGAACUACGUCGUCCACGGCGGCGAUGAAGGCCUUACAAGGAUUGCUGUGCGCACAAGCUGCGGUCUCUCGGUCGAUAACGAGGGAGUGUCCGAUCGAGUCCAGCAGGUCCUCGCAGCUUUGACUGUCGAGGGAGCCCGUCAGCCGGAGCAAGUAGAUGAGAUGGCACGAGCCAGGCAAGCGAAGAAAGAGGAACAACAGAAAAUCUCGGAUGAGAUCAAGACAUGGCUGCGGGACGAAGGCAAGGAUUGGUUCACUGCAGCUCAGGCCAAGGUGGCCAAGGCCUCCGUCAGUUUCGGUCGUGGAGAGGCAGCAAACGUGGUGCAGGAACUAGCUCGAGAUGGUUACUUGCUGUCGCAGACAAGAGAUCUUCCAAAGGCCGGAC